AUGGUAGAGAGGAAAAAGGAGCAGUGUUUAAAAAAGGGGAAAUGCGUUAAAGUGAAAACGAAGGGGGCUAAAAAUGACGAGGUAAAAAGGAUUCGGAAGAAUACUAAUAAUUUAAAUGAACAGAAAGGGAACGAAGGGAAAGAGCAUACAACAGUAGCGACUUAUGGCACGGAUAUAUCUCUGAAGCGGAAGAGGAACACGCGCACGUUUGAUACAAAUUGCAGCCGAAAUAGGAACAAAAACUGCAGUCGUUAUAACAGCAGUUAUAGCAAUCGCUCUACGAUCUUUAAAGGAAGGGAUGCAAAAAUACAUUUUACAAAAAAUAGCAGCGAAAAAAUAGGAGUACCUUGCAGAGUAGAUAACAAUAACAACUAUGUUCAACUGGCAGAUAGAGGUUAUACAGCGAACGGCUGCACUAGGUACAGUGGUGAUUUAAAUGAUGAUGUUGAUAUUUACUCAGACUACGAUGCUGUUGACCGUGGGAACGAUUUUUAUAUCUACAACAAUAACAGUUCCGCGUCGAGCGAAAACGAAAAUUUAGGUACUCCUGAUGAUGCCCUUCUUGAUACCCUAGAUGAUACCCUUGUUGACGACCCAGAUGAUACCCCUGUUGACGACCCAGAUGAAAAUUUGAAGGGGAAAGAAAAUAAUAAUGUCAAGUAUGGCGGAGAGUACAUAAGUUAUGAUGAGUACAUAAAUGUAAUGAAAAAUUGUAAACAGGAUAAUGAUGUUAACAUAAAAAGAGAAGAUGUGAAGGAGGAUUUAAAUAAUGAUGAAGGAAAAAAGAUGUAUAAAAUUUUUUUAUUAUUUUCCCCCUUAGGUGUAACAAGCAUAAAUAACAAAAGUUAUAUAAUCAACGCAGAUGAUCAUAUGUCUUUGUUUGAAAAAAAAUUAAAGAGUGUGGAAAGGUUAAUAGAAAUUACAAAAAAUAAUAAAGAAAAGAAAAAUUUAGAAAAAAAAAUGGAAAUGAUAAAAAAUAAACAAGAUAAUUUAAGACUUGAUAUUUUAUUCUUUACACUUUUAAGCUUAAGAGAUAGUGUUAUAAAUAAAAAAAAAAAAUUACAAAUUUAUAUUCAUACAAUUAGGGGAUUAUUAAUUUAUGUAUCUCCUUCAUUUCGUGUGCCAAGAAAUUUCAUGGUCUUUAAAAAAAUUAUGUUACAGCUUUUGAAAAAUAGAGUAGUAACAGAUAAUGAUAAGAAGCCCUUAAUGAGUAUUACCCACCGCCCGAUCAACUACUAUGUGGGGUCUUCAGUCUGUGUGGGGAUAUCAAAUAAGGGCUUUCCAACAGAUAUUAAAAAGUUUUCAGAGAAGAUCAUAGAAACAAAUAAUGAUUAUUCCUUUUUUUUGUCCUUAUCGAACAUGCAUGACUUAAGUUAUUUCAUUGAAAUGAUGAAGAAAAAAGAGAGUGAGAAUUUUUCUUUAGACUAUUUUGUUCGAUUGUCUGAUUUGAAAUUGUCAGCUAUUACGAUUUGCUCAAAAUUAACUCACUUUUUAAAUUAA
Plasmodium malariae is the source of this 1500-nucleotide messenger RNA. Its product is annotated as small subunit rRNA processing factor, putative. Gene Ontology annotation, molecular function: rRNA (pseudouridine) methyltransferase activity; rRNA binding. The record is from RefSeq and is a predicted model, not a curated record. Gene Ontology annotation, biological process: rRNA base methylation. The coding region runs from base 1 to 1500 and encodes 499 amino acids. The transcript has 2 exons. Gene Ontology annotation, cellular component: small-subunit processome; nucleolus. Lineage: Eukaryota; Apicomplexa; Aconoidasida; Haemosporida; Plasmodiidae.